Messenger RNA from Schistocerca piceifrons (Central American locust), 1835 nucleotides. Its product is annotated as esterase FE4-like. NCBI's taxonomy places the organism in Eukaryota, Metazoa, Arthropoda, Insecta, Orthoptera, Acrididae. The coding region runs from base 20 to 1660 and encodes 546 amino acids. The transcript is spliced from 10 exons. The record is from RefSeq and is a predicted model, not a curated record.
GCUAGAAGCAGCAGCGAGCAUGGCAGGCGCGGAGCAAGAAACGGUCAAGGUGCGCAUCUCGCAGGGCGAGCUGCUCGGCCGCCGCCGGCGCACAGUGUGGGGGUUCCCCUACUGCUCCUUCCAGGGAAUCCCCUACGCGGCUCCACCGGUCGGACCGCUGCGCUUCAAGCCACCACAACCGCCUGCUGCUUGGAGUGGAGUCCGAGAUGCGACUAAAGAGGGCAACGUCGCACCGCAGAUGGACCUCCUGGUGGGGAAGUACAUUGGCGACGAGGACUGCCUCUUCAUCAACGUCAGCACGCCCAAGCUGCCGUCAGAGGGUUCUGGCAGUCUGCUGCCGGUGAUGUUCAUGGUCCACGGUGGAGGGCUCGCCCUACUGUCGGGCAACGAGUUCUUCGCUCGUCCAGACUUCCUCAUAGAGAAGGGCGUCGUCUACGUGUCCUUCAACUACCGCCUCGGAGUGCUGGGCUUCCUGAGCACGGGGGACCGUGUGGUGCCGGGGAACAUGGGCUUCAAGGACCAGGUGAUGGCUCUGCGCUGGGUCAAGGACAACAUCGCCAGCUUCGGCGGGGACCCCGACAACGUCACCAUCUUCGGCGGGAGCGCAGGGGCUUGGUCCUGCCACGCCCUCGUCCUGUCUCCAUUGGCCAAGGGCCUGUUCCGCAAAGCCAUCGCACACAGUGGUGUGGCUGUGGGGGACGGCGUGUGCUCCGACCGCAUGAGGGCUCGCUCCUUCGCGCUGGGCGCCCACCUGGGCCUCAAGACGGACGACUCUAAGCAGCUGGUGGACUUCCUAAGGAAACAGCCUGCGCAAAUGCUGAUCGAGAACGCGAUGUUUGGUCGCACUGAGGAGGACAAGGCCCGCAGUGUGCUGUUCCCCUUUGUGGGCACUACAGUGGAGCCAGCUGACGCCGAAGGUGGGGCAUUCUUCCCGAGGGACCCCGCACAGCUGCUGUACUCUGGGGACUUCCAACAUGUGCCCUUCAUCACGGGGGUCUGCACCUAUGAGGGAUCCCUCUUUGUCAUGGAGCCCAUGCCUGACACGGUCCGCACGUCCAGCUAUGCUGCGAACCCCCACCUGCUGAUCCCCACCAACCUGCGCUGCCCUGAAGCGGACAGGGACGCCGUGGCAGAGGAGAUUCGGCGCUUCUACUUCGGUGACAGCGACAUCGGACCCGACACGCGGAUGGAUCUCUGUACCCUUCUGGGCGACCUGAUGUUCACGUACCACGCAGUGCGUGUGGCCAAAUUACACAGCUCCAAGUCGGCAGCUCCGGCCCACUUCUUUGUCUUCCACUACGUGAGUGAGAAACUUCCCGAAGGCCCGAUGGGGGAGAUGUUCCGAAAGAUCAGGGAGAAGUAUAACGGUGCUGGUCACGGUGGGGACUUUGGGUUCAUUAGCAAAGGAACCAUGUUCGGAGACCCACCACCAAGAGAUUCCUUCGAUGGUAGACUCACUGAUCAGCUGACGCGCCUCUGGACCAGCUUCGCCAAGACAGGUCAACCAGCAGACCCGAAGGUGGAGGUGUCAUGGCCGCCUUUCACAGAGCAGGACCAGUCCUACCUGCACGUCACCAGCGACGGGCUGUACAUAGCCAGACGGCCAUUUGAGGAGCGGGUGGCCUUCUGGGAGAAACUCUACGACCGAUAUGGCAGCUAGCAGCAGCGCAGACCCCAGAAAUAUCAAGGGAAAUCGCCGAAAUCUUUUAUGAGAGAGAUCUUGCCCAUACUUCGACCACGACCGUCAAAAAUUCUGUGAUUAAUCUACACCUCACACACGGAAAGAAUAUUUCAUAGAUUUUGUAAAGUACUGUCAAUGUAAAAUAAAAUCUGGA